AUGUUUGGCCACUUUUCAGAUGAGGGCAUUUUUCUGAAAAGUAUGUUUUUUUUUCGUUAUAAACUUAAUUUUCAUAUUUGCAUUGAUUUCUCUCUCUCUCUCUCUCUCUCUCUCUAUCUAUCUAUAUCUCCUGCUGAGCCUGAUGAAUCUUCAGAUUCAGAGCCUUCUCCAGUUCCAGUUCCAAGAUCAAAACCGAAAAAACAAGGAACCAAUCUCUGCUCACAGAUUUUUUCCUGGGGAUGGAAGAUUGCUGUUAUAGUUCUUGUUGCACCACCAUUUCUAAACUAUGCAUCUCUGAAAAAUGAAGAAAUCCACUUGCAACCAGAAGGUCAGAUGUAUGAUAUAGGAUGGGGUCAGAGGUUAUUUAUGAUGUGCAGAGGUGAAGGUCCUCCAACUGUGAUAUUAGAUGCACCGACUGGAAUGUCAUCAGAUGUUUGGACCCUUGUGUGGCCCAAAAUAUCUAAUGUGACACGGUGGCUUUUUCUCCCCUUUUCUUCUCACUCUGUUCCCUUUUCUUCUCUUUUUGUUCCCUUUUCUUUUUUUUCUUUUGUUCCUUUUCUUCUCUUUUCUGUUCCCUUUUUCUUUUCUUUUUGUUCCUUUUCUUUUCCCUUUUUUUUUUUUUUUUUUUUUUCCCUUUUCCCUUUUUCUUUUCUUUUUGUUCCCUUUUCUUUUCUUUUUGUUCCCUUUUUUUGUUCCCUUUUCUUCUCUUUUUGUUCUUUUUCUUCUCACUCUGUUCCCUUUUCUUCUCACUCUGUUCCCUUUCUUUUCUUUUUGUUCCCUUUUCUUUUCUUUUUGUUCUUUUUCUCUUUUCCCUUUUGUUUCCCUUUUCUUUUUCUUCCUUUUGUUCCUUUUCUUUUCUUUUCCCUUUUCUUUUCUUUUUUGUUCCCUUUUCUUUUCCUUUUCUUCUCACUGUUUCCUUUCUUUCUUUUUCCCUUUUCUUUUUUUUUUGUUCCUUUUUCCCUUUUGUUCCCUUUUCUUUUCUUUUUGUUCUUUUCUUCUCUUUUUGUUCUUUUUCUUCUCACUCUGUUCCCUUUCUUUUCUUUUUGUUCCCUUUUCUUUUCUUUUUGUUCUUUUUCUUCUCACUCUGUUCCCUUUUCUUUUCUUUUUGUUCCCUUUUCUUUUCUUUUUGUUCCCUUUUCUUCUCUUUUUGUUCUUUUUCUUCUCACUGUGUUUCCUUUCUUUUCUUUUUGUUCCCUUUUCUUUUCUUUUUGUUCCCUUUUCUUUUCUUUUUGUUCCCUUUUCUUCUCCUUUUCCCUUUUUUUCUUUUUUUUUCCUUUUUUUUUGUUCCCUUUUCUUCUCACUCUGUUCCCUUUUUUCUUUUUGUUCCCUUUUCUUCUCUUUUUUUUUUUUUCCUUUUCUUUUUUCUUUUCUUUUUUUUUUUCUUUUCUUUUUCUUCUUCUCCUUUUCUGUUCCCUUUUCUUCUCACUCUGUUCCCUUUCUUUUCUUUUUUUGUUCCUUUUCUUCUCUUUUUGUUCUUUUCUUCUCCUUCCUUUUCUUCCUUUUUUGUUCUUUUCUUUUGUUCCCUUUUCUUUUCUUUUUGUCUUCCUUUUCUUUUUUUUUUUUCUUUUCUUUUUUUCCUUUUGUUUUUUUCUUCUCACUUUUUUUUCUUUCCUCCCUUUUCUUUUCUUUUUGUUCCCUUUUCUUUUCUUUUUUGUUCCUUUUUUCUUUUUCUCCUUUUGUUCUUUUUUUUUCUCCCUUUUCUUCUUUUUGUUUUUUUUCUUCACUCUGUUCCCUUUUCUUUUCUUUUUUUGUUCCCUUUUCCUUUUCUUUUGUUCUUUUUUUUCUUCUGUUUCCUUUUCUUUUUUGUUCCCUUUUCUUUUUUUUUGUUUCCUUUUCUUCUCUUUUCUUUCUUUUUCUUUUUCUCACUCUGUUCCCUUUUCUUUUCUUUUUUGUUUUUUCUUUUCUUUUUUUUUUUUUUCUCCCUUUUCUUUUUCUUCUCACUCUGUUCCUUUUUUUUUUUUUUGUUCCCUUUUUUUCUUUUUCUUCUCACUCUGUUUCCUUUUCUUUUCUUUUGUUCCCUUUUCUUUUCUUUUUUGUUCCUUUUCUUUUUUUUUGUUCCUUUCUUUUCCUUUUGUUCCUUUUGUUCCCUUUUCUUUUCUUUUUGUUCUUUUUCUUCUCACUCUGUUCCCUUUUCUUCUCACUCUGUUCCCUUUCUUUUCUUUUUGUUCCCUUUUCUUUUCUUUUUGUUCUUUUUCCUCACUUUUUUUCUUUUCUUUUUUUGUUCCCUUUUCUUCUUUUUUUGUUCUUUUCUUCUCUUUUCUUUUUUUGUUCCCUUUUUUUUCUUCUCCUCUUCUCUUUUUUUCUUUCUUUUCUUUUGUUUCCCUUUUUUUCUUUUUUUGUUUCUUUUUGUUCCUUUUUCUUUUUGUUCCUUUUCUUUUUUGUUCUUUUUCUCUGUUCCCUUUUUUUCUUUUCCCUUUUUUUUUCUUUUUUGUUCCCUUUUCUUUUCUUUUUUUUCCUUUUUCUUUUUUUUUGUUCUUUUGUUCUUUUCUUCUCACUCUUUCCCUUUCUUUUUCUUUUUUGUUCCCUUUUCUUUUCUUUUUUUGUUCUUUUCUUCUCACUUUUUUUUUUUUUUGUUUUUCUUUUUUUUGUUCUUUUUCUUCUCACUCCCUUUUCUUUUCUUUUUGUUCCCUUUUCUUUUCUUUUUUUUCUUCUCACCUUUUCUUUUCUUUUUGUUUUGUUCCCUUUUCUUUUCUUUUUUUUCCUUUUCUUUUUGUUCUUUUCUUUUCUUUUUUCCCUUUUCCUUUUUUUCUCUUUUUUUCUUCUUUUCCUUUCUUUUCUUUUGUUCCUUUUCUUUUCUUUUUGUUCCUUUUCUUUUCUUUUGUUCCCUUUUUUUUUUCCCUUUUCUUCUCUUUUUGUUCCUUUUUUCUUUUUUGUUCUUUUUUCUUCUUUGUUCUUUUUCUUCCUUUUCUUUUCUUUUUUUUUUUCCUUUUUCUUCUUUUUUUUUUGUUCUUUUUUUCUUCUUUUUCUUUUUUUUUGUUCCCUUUUCUUUCUUUUUCUUCUCACUUUUUGUUCCCUUUUCUUUUCUUUUUGUUCCCUUUUCUUCUCUUUUUGUUCUUUUUCUUCUCACUCUGUUCCCUUUCUUUUCUUUUUGUUCCCUUUUCUUUUCUUUUUGUUCCCUUUUCUUCUCACUCUGUUCCUUUUCUUCAUUUUUAUUCUUUCUAUAAAACUUUUAUGACUAAGGUCUGUAUCUAUGAUCGUGCAGGUUUAGGAUACAGUGAUCGUCCAAAAGAGAAUUUUACUGCAAAUGAUGGUGUUGAAGGGAAAUCAAAUUACCGUAACCGUUGGCAGCCAUUUACAGUGGAAAGAAUGGCUGAUGACAUGAGACAUUUGCUGACACUUAGCAGUCAGCAGCCGAAACCUUUUAUUUUGGUUGGUUCUGAACUCAGUGCUUUAGCUGCUUAUUUCUAUGCUCAAAUGCAUGAACAGGACAUUGCCGGUCUUGUGAUGAUCAAUCCAAUAUCAGAUGACCUUUUUGAGAGCGAAGAUCAACUUUGGUCUCAGUAUUGGUUUCAAAAAAUAAUUCCUGACCUGCAACUUCUUCAGUUUGGUGCCUCCCUAGGAAUCUCAAGACUUGCCAUCCAUUUUGGACUUCUUGAACAACCUUUGAGAGAAGAAACAAUUUCAGAUGUCAUCAAAAAUAGACAAAAAUUUCUUCUCUGCCAUCCGAAACAUUUAAGUUCAGCUGUUGAUGAACACCAUUUUGUAAAUGAGUCAAUUGCCCAAAUACGAUUGGCUCGAAUAAUGAAAAAUCUUCCUAAAAAUAUGACUCUGACAGUAAUUUCUGGAAAUAUGUAUGAUACAAGUUUAUCAUGGCAGUUAAAUGAGGCAUGGGUCCGAGGUGAACGAAUGCUAAUCCAGAAAUUCUUCAGUCGUGCAAAUCACAUAAUAGUGAAUGAUGCUGAUCAUCAUAUGAUCUACAAACAGCCAUCUGCUGUCAUCAAGCCAAUUAUUGAAGUCACCUAUCCCUUUCUUUCUUUCUUUCACUCUAUCCCCUUCUUUCUUUCUUUCACUCUAUCCCCUUCUUUCUUUCUUUCACUCUAUCCCCUUCUUUCUUUCUUUUUCCUCCCUUUCUUUCUUUUUCUCUCUCUUUCUUUUUCUUUCUCUUUCUUUUUCUUUCUUUUUCUUUUCUCAUAG
This is a messenger RNA of Acanthosepion pharaonis, 4134 nucleotides long. NCBI's taxonomy places the organism in Eukaryota, Metazoa, Mollusca, Cephalopoda, Sepiida, Sepiidae. The record is from the annotation of a GenBank genome assembly.